AUGGCCUUUGGGAAGUCAGUUUCUCCUGGUGGAACGGCAUCAGGAGGUUUGGCUGUGGGAAAAUUAGAACCACCCCCGACUCUUCCUCCUGCACCUUUGUCAACACUGCGGCGAAGGAAAGCAGCCGCAGUGACAAACACACCGCACGCCCUGUGUCUCUUUGCCACAGACAACACUCACAGAAGCUUCACGAUGGCUGUGGAGUGCCCCCAGCUGGACCCGGACUUGCUGCGGGAGGUGUUCGAGUGCCCCAUCUGCCUGGAGACCUACAACCAGGAGAGCAUGAGGCCCAAGCUCCUGCAGUGCGGACAUACCGUGUGUCGCCAGUGUUUGGACAAGUUAUUAGCCAACACCAUCAACGGCGUGCGCUGCCCCUUCUGCAGUAAGGUCUCCAGGAUGAGCAGCAUCUCCCAGCUCGCCGACAACCUCACCGUCCUGAAGAUCCUGGACUGCACCGCCUCCUGCAGCGCGGCCACGGCUGCUCUGAUGUGUAAGUCCUGCCUCACCCGUCUCCCGCGUCAGUAUUGUCACGAGUGCGCCGUCGUUUUGUGUGAAGCGUGCAAAGGAGAGGGCCACGUGCUCCAAGGCCACAACAUCCAACCGAUCAGAGGCGCCGCGGAGAAGAGACGCAAAGACCUCGGAGCCAAACUGGAAUCCCUGCGCGAUGUCAUGGACGAGAUCCAGAAGAAGAAGACGGUGAUUGAGAAUAUUUCGAAAACGUUGAGGUGUAAAUACAGAGCGGUCCAGCAGGAUUAUGCCACGGCGGAGUUGAGGCUGCAGGAGGAGCUGGGCCGAUCUCGCAGAACCUUCACGGCCGCCAUGUCGGUGCUGGAGAAGUCCAACGGGCAGAUCCUGGAGGAGCAAAUGUACUUGUUCAACGUGGCGGAGGUCAAAGUAGUCUCUCGCUGCGACUAUCUGACGAUGCAAAUGCGGCAGAGUGACACCGCUUUGCUAAAGGAAGGCAGCGGCGGCGACGAUGACGAAGUGGAUAUUAAAAGUACUUUGCCUACGACCUUUAAAGUCCAGGAGCCGGUGUUGGUGGUAACGCAACAGUCCGAGUCUCUGGAGGUGGGGAAGCUAUCGGCUCAGUCUUACACCGUGAGCACAGAAGACGAGGAACAUCUUUUAGACGUAGAUUUAGCCGGAGCUGUGGGGCCUUCGUUAGAUCUGUACAGAGACGUGGAGGCGUUCGGAGGCGGAGAUGAAGCCGUGUGCAGUUCUCCGGCCAGUUUUAAGUCCAAGUCUCUGGACGCAGCCGAGCCUCCCCGAGGGGCCAGCUGCGACCUCCCCGCCUGCCAGUUCGUGAAGAAGAUGGGCAGUAAGGGAACAAUGCCGGGUUUGUUUAACUUACCUGUGAGUAUUUGCGUCACUCUUCACGGAGAGGUCCUGGUGGCCGACCGUGGGAACUACCGCAUCCAGAUUUUCAACCGCAAAGGAUUCCAACGAGAGAUCCGGCGCAACGCUAGCAGCAUUGAUAAUUUUGUUCUGAGCUUCUUGGGAGCGGACCUGCCCAAUCUCAUUCCGUUAUCCAUCGCCGUCACGCCACAGGGACUCAUUGGAGUGACCGACAACUACGACAACUCGGUGAAGGUCUACACCAUGGACGGGCAGUGCGUGGCCUGCCAUAAGAACCAGCUGAUCAAACCCUGGGGGAUCGCCGCCAUGCCGUCCGGACAGUUUGUGGUGUCUGACGUGGAAGGAGGCAAGCUGUGGUGUUUGGAAGUGGACCGGAACAUGGGCGUGGUCAGCUACACGCGCCUGUGCUCAGCCGUGCGUCCAAAGUUUGUGACGUGUGACGCCAGAGGGACCGUUUACUUCACUCAGGGUCUGGCUCUGAACUUUGAGAAGUGCCACAGCGAGCCUCAUCUGGAAGGCGGCUUCUCCAUUGGGUCUGUGGGCGCGGACGGUCAGCUCGGGAAACAGUUCAGCCACUUCUUCUCCGAGGCCGAGGACUUUCGCUGCAUCACUGGGAUGUGCGUGGAUAACAACGGGGACUUGUUGGUCACGGACAGCGGCAGAAAACAAAUCCUUCAGUUUCCCAAAGAAGGCGGCUUCAAAAUCCUGAUCCAGGAAGGACUGACGUGUCCCGUGGGAGUCGCCACCACACACAAGGGACAGCUGCUGGUUCUGGACUGUUGGGACCACUGCGUCAAAGUCUACACCUACGUCCAGAGACGCCACUCCUCUACGUUAUAG
Knipowitschia caucasica is the source of this 2196-nucleotide messenger RNA. Lineage: Eukaryota; Metazoa; Chordata; Actinopteri; Gobiiformes; Gobiidae. The record is from the annotation of a GenBank genome assembly.